AUGGAACAGAUAAAACAUAAAAGACAAAAUGAUUUUACUGAUAAUAACAAAAAAAAGAAAUUAAUAUUUAAUUUACACAGAGAUUCAUUCACCCAUCUUGAAGAUCUUUCUAACGAACUUUUUUAUGAAAUUUUUGAUUAUCUGGAUAUUUAUGAUGUCUAUGAAGCUUUUUCAAAAGUUAAUACUCGAUUUGAAAAUCUUUUGAAUGAUUCAGUUCUUUCUAUUCGAAUCAGUUUAUCAUUUAUAUCGAAAUCAAGAUUUGAACAUUAUAACACAAAUAUUAUCAUUCCUUUUCAAUAUCGAAUAACAUUACUUCAUCUAUCAAAUCCAUUGAUUAUCGAACGUCUCUUUUCACCAAUUUCUAUUGUAUUAAAAUUUAUUCGACUUGAAAAUCUUCAACUUCGUAAUAUUGAAUCAAAAUAUUUUGAAGAACUUCUUAUUCUUUUAAUUUCGUUACCUUUUCUUUAUUCAUUAAUUGUUAGUUGUACAGAUAAUGUGCAAAAUAAAAAUGUUUUCUAUCAUCAGUUAUUUCGUUUACCCGUCCUAAAAUAUUGCAAAUUAUCAUUGACAGGAAAUUCUCAAUCUAAUCCAUUAUCUAUGGCAACUACAGAAUUUAGUCCUAUUGAAUAUUUUAUUAUUAAUCAACUAUAUGUCGAUGAACUUGAUGCGUUUUUAUCAUAUAUUCCUCAAAUUCGUCGUUUAUCUAUUCGAAAUUUAUAUAAAUCUCCUAAAAAAUCAAUAAGAGAAUUCUGUCCAAUUGUAUUAAAUCAUUUGACACAGGUUUCUUUGAAUAUGAUAGAUGUUACUUUUGAUGAAUUUCAAUUCAUAAUCAAAAACUUAUUUAAUCGAAUUGAAAUAUUAUACAUUUCAACAAAGGAUGAUCGAGCAUAUAUUGAUGCCAAUCAAUGGCAAGAAUUAAUUCAAUUUCAUUUACCAAAUCUACGAAUCUUUGAUAUUCAGCAUAAAUAUUCUUUUAACAAAACCAAUUAUUUACUUUAUGAUGGUCUACCUGAUAAAUUCAAUUCUUUAUUUUGGUUCGAACGAAAAUGGUUUUUUGAACAUCGUAUCUAUCAUAGUCAGAAUGAUGAUCAGGCUAUUUUCUUUUCAACGAAUCCAUAUAGACGAAAGCAACACAUAUUAUGUGAAGAAUCAAACAAAAACAUAAAUCGAAAUGAUGAAAAAACUCAUAUACACUCAGUUAAUCAUCUUCUAAUUCAAACUAAAAAAGCAGUGAUUAAUUGCCAAAAUUAUUUUCCAAAUGUAACUGAAAUUACUUUAUUCCACAACUUUAUUCAUCAAAGUAAAAAUUCUUUAUCAAACCAAUUCAAGAAAAUCUUUCCAUUGAAACAAUUGACUAAAUUAGUUAUUCAUUCAAAUCUUUCUUGUUUUUCAAAAAUGAUCGAAUUAUUACGUUAUAUACCUUAUAUUCAUACAUUAAACAUUGAACUAUUGUCAUUUGAUGAUCCACAAAGAUCAUAUCAUCUUACAAAUUCAUAUGUACUUCAACAAAAUGAAACUUUUAGGUUGGUUUCGAGAACAAAUAAUAUUCAAAAUCUAACUAUUAUAUCAUCCUAUGAAAUGGAAUUAGUACGAUUUUUUGUAAAUUUAUGUCCACGAUUGAAACAUCUUACAGUCAAUAGAUUUGGAUGGUGGCGUCUUGAACCGUUUUUACAAUUUUUAUUAUCAAAAACUAAUAAGAAUACUCGUCAUUUAGUUUCAUUAUGCAUUGAAGGUGCAUCUGACAACGAUAUCGACGUAAUAAGAAGUUUUAUCAAAGCACAGAAGGACGUAAAUAUUGAUUUGACCAAAGAAAGAAAUUUGUCGGCUGAUGAUAGAUAUGUACAGUACAGCAUAUAUUUAUGGUGGUGA
Molecule: messenger RNA, 1869 nt
Organism: Rotaria sp. Silwood2
Lineage: Eukaryota; Metazoa; Rotifera; Eurotatoria; Philodinida; Philodinidae
Source: the annotation of a GenBank genome assembly